AAAGCAAACUGCUCCUCUAAGCGUUUGUAAUUUAAUUGGUUGUGCUUGCACCUGCAUCAACCUCAACGGGUGUCCCUGGGACAGUACGUGAACAACUUAUCCCGAAAUUCGAAUCCAAAACAGAAAGUUUGUCCGCUUUUGUUCAGCCGUUCAGCCAGCCUUUAGUGUUUUUUUUUAAUAUGCCGUGACUGAAAUUGUUUUUAAUUAAGCGGAGGGUAAAUGCAAUUACGAACAAUACAACGGCCAGUCGGUGGAUCACUAAGUGGCGCGAAUUUCAGUCUUGAUGUAGUGCUGAGUUUGGAACCACACACACUUACACACACACACAAAGCAGUCCCCAAAGGUAGCAAGUGAGAGAUACGCAAGGAACAUAGCAGCAGGGGCAGAGGAGGAGACACUAAAACAGGCACAACGACAACCGAACUCAACCGCAGCAGUAGGAGGAGCAGGUGGCGGAGUAGGAGAACAUGUCCUUUAAGGUCUUUCGACGGGGCUCGGCCCGCUGCAUUGGCCUCCUGUCAGCCUUUGUAACAAUUCUGCUUUGUCUGUACUACAUCUCGAUUGGCCAGCCCAAUCCGGCACACAUAACAGAUGCCAGUGCUGUGGGUCUGUCCGUCUCCAUGAGUCGCAGUCAGACGCCAUCUGCGGCUGCCCUCAACAGCUUAAGUAUGGACGACGGCAGCGCCUCCCAUCAGCACCAGCAACAGAUGCAACAUUUACCACGAAAAUCAUCACGUUCCAGUACGCAGCUGGAGCAGCAGGAUCAACUGGACACAGAAACGCUCCGAAAUGUCCACUGGGGCGACAAGUGUUACAUACUCCUCCAGAGCAGAACAAACAUAACAGCUACAGAGGAGCACAGCAAAUUUGAUUUUCAGCCUGAAUGGAUGCGAUCCAAGGAGUAUUGGGAUCGAGGCUUUGAGGAGCGCUACGAAAUACAGCGCAAGGAUAAACAGCGUCCACCGUUGAAGGUCAUUGUGGUGCCUCACUCGCACAACGAUCCCGGUUGGCUAAAGACGUUCUUCAACUACUUCCAGUCGGAUUCUAGACAGAUACUCAAUCUUUUGGUGACCAAAAUGCAGGAGUAUAAAGAUAUGACAUUUAUCUGGUCGGAGAUUAGUUUUCUACAGCUCUGGUGGGAUCAGGCACAUCCCACCAAGCAGCGUGCACUGAAACGUCUAGUGAAUUCCGGACGCAUUGAGAUCACAACUGGCGGUUGGGUUAUGACAGAUGAGGCGAAUGUACACAUUUAUCCGAUGCUGGAUCAGCUCAUCGAGGGCCAUCAGUGGCUAAAAAACAAUUUAAAUGUCACACCCAAGGUGGGCUGGUCUAUCGAUCCCUUUGGACAUGGCAGCACCGUGCCCUAUUUGCUGUCCGGUGCUCAAUUCGAGGGCGCCAUUAUACAACGCAUUCACUACGCCUGGAAGGAGUGGUUUGCGCGCCAACAGAAUGGUGAUUUCAUAUGGACACCCUACUGGCGCUCCCCAAAGGGUCAGGGAAAAUUGCUCACACACAACAUGCCCUUCGAUAUAUACUCCAUAAAGGGUUCUUGUGGACCACAUCCCUCCAUUUGCCUAAAUUUCGAUUUUCGCAAAAUUCCCGGUGAAUAUACGGAGUACUCGCUGAAGGCACAAUUCGUUACCGACGAGAAUGUGGAGGAGAAGGCGCAAUUACUGUUGGAUCAAUAUGCACGGACCGCUUCGCUCUUUCCCCACAAUGUGGCGCUAAUCCCAGUGGGCGAUGAUUUCCGAUACAACAAGGAACGUGAGGUGGAUCAGCAGUAUACAAACUACAAGAAACUCAUCAGUCACAUAAUGGCCAACAAGCGUCUGUACAAUGUGGACAUUAAAUUUGGAACGCCAAGCGAUUACUUUGCAGCGAUAAGGGAACGCAUGGGGGAGAAGUCAUUUCCCACCUUCAAGGGAGAUUUCUUUGUCUACUCGGACAUCUUCUCAGAGGGCAGACCCGCCUACUGGUCGGGAUACUUUAGCACCCGGCCUUUCUAUAAGCUGCUCAGCGCCGAGCUGGAGCAUAAUUUACGCGCUGCCGAGAUACUCUUUACGAUUGCCUAUAAUACGGCGCGUCAGGCUCGGCACGAGGAUGCCAUCAAGAUCUAUGAGAAGAACUAUGAGCAGAUAAUACACGCGAGACGCAAUCUGGGACUAUUUCAGCAUCACGAUGCCAUCACGGGCACCUCCAAGGCGGCUGUGAUGCGUGACUAUGCAAUGCGACUGUUCGACAGCACCCAGAACAUGGUCAAAAUGCAGGAGUCGUGCAUAGAGCUGCUGCUCAAGAAUGGCAGCUCACACGAGCACGGUUUUCUGCUCAGCGAAUUCGAACGGGACAAUUAUAGUAAGCUGCCACGCAAAAUGCCCAUACAGCUAGCGAAUCCAACUUCGGGUAGCAGCGAUGAAACCAGCACCACGCUCACUGCUGACGGGGAAGAGGACUCCACUGUGCUAUUGUCCAAAAAUGCCGAAGCAAGCUUUGUGCUCUUCAAUGCACUCACUCAGAAACGGAUCGAGAUUGUUACGCUACGUGUCCAGCAGCCCAAUUUGCGCAUCUACAACGAUCGUGGUGUGGAACUCAAACACAUCCAGAUCAAUCCCGUGUGGAACAUUACCGAUGUCUAUGAGCAGGGAUUCAAUGCCCUGCCACAGUCGAACAGCGGCAGUGCUGGACGCAUUCGAACCUCCACGCGACAAUAUGAAGUCAUGUUUGUUGCUGAACUGGAGCCACUCUCGCUGACCACCUAUCGCGUCCAGGUGGAUGAGUUCAACUACAAGCGCAAUAUUGCCACCAUCUACUGUGAUGACUGCACGGAAAAGGCCAAUCCGGUUGCGGGCUCUGCCACUCCAGUUGCACCCAAUGAGGUGGUGUUUGAGGCAAAGGCGAAGCCAGCGGGUGACAUUCAAUUGGAGAAUCCCAGCAUGCGGCUGCUGUUUGAUGAGAAGAGCGGCUUCCUCAAGACCAUCACGCGCAAGAACAAGCAACAGAAGCUGCUCCAACCGAUGCAGUGCGCUAUCAAAUUUGCCGCCUAUCGCAGUGCGCAGUUCCAUUCCGGUGCUUACCUCUUCAAAACAGAUCCCGAGCAGAGCGAGGCAGAACGGGAUGUGCUCGAACAGUAUGAGGAUGUGCGAAUUAUAAUUACCUCCGGUCCCAUUGCCAGCGAUGUGACUGUUAUCUACGGACCCUUCAUGGCGCACACUGUGCGUAUUUUCAAUACGCGCAGCCAUUUGGAUGCCGCCAUCUAUAUAGAGAAUGACAUUGACUUUGAGCCACCGCCAAAGAACCGGGAAACGGAGCUCUUUAUGCGACUGGUAACGAACAUUGAUAAUAUUGCGCCUGCGCCGCUACAGCAUGAUCCGCUCAAGGAGCCAACUGAUACGAUUGUGCCCGAAUUGCCCGUUUUCUAUAGCGAUCAGAACGGUUUUCAAUUUCAACAACGCAUCAAGGUGCCCGCCAUUGGCAUUGAGGGCAACUAUUUUCCGAUUACAUCGGCCGCAUUCCUGCAGGAUGCGCGCCUGCGCCUGACACUGCUGACGACGCACGCGCAGGGCGCCGCCAGCUAUGAGCCCGGCCAGCUGGAGGUGAUGUUGGAUCGUCGCACCUUAUACGAUGAUUAUCGCGGCAUGGGCGAAGGCGUUGUCGACAGCCGCCUGACCCGUCACAAGUUCUGGCUGCUGGUGGAGGACAUGCCACCAGGCCAGCAGGUGGAGAAUCCGCCCAGCUAUAAGGUGCUCAGCUUGCAGGCACAACAACUGGCCAACGGGCUGCGCUACCCGCCGAAUCUCUACUUCUUGAGCAACUUUGAGCAGCCACAAGCGCCGUUAAAGCCGCUCGUCCGCCUUCUGCCCCACGGAGCACUGCCCUGCGAUGUGCAUUUGACGACGCUCCGCACUCUCUCCGAACCCCAGCUGCAGCUGUUCCCGUCCGCAUCGGCACUGCUGGUGCUGCAUCGCCAGGGCUACGACUGCAGCGUCAGCUCACAGCAGCUGGACAUGAGCAGUCUCUGUCCGCUGACGGGCAAUGGCCUCGGCGCCGUACGCUUUGGUGAGCUGCGCCUGCAGAGCAUUGAGGCGACCAGUUUGACGGGACUGCCAAAGCAUAUGCAGCCGCAGAGCCUGCGAUCACUGGCACAGAUCACGCUGGAGCCAAUGGAGCUGCGCACCUUUAAUCUCACCUUUAGCGGUGAACUGUAAAUCCCGCCGGGCAGCCAGCUAGUAGUAGUAGCCUUUAAGUUCGCGUUGUAUCUCAUUUGUAACUAAAUCGAUAGCAGACAUGUAUUUAUUGUAUUUAUUUCUGUUUUAAUUUUAAGUACGAAAAAGUGAAUGUUAUUUAGCUUUAUUUACACACAACUCUCUCUUCUCCCUUCUCUCUCUCUCUCUCUUUCUAUUUAUGUUUUCCGCGUCUUACACAUUUUAAAGUACAAAACAAAUAGCAUAGUUUGUAUAUUCAGAUCAUAUACCUAAAGCAUAUAUCUGAUGUAUAUGCGUUAGCCCAUUUUACUGCCUAUCAGCAUUCCGCUAAAGCACCUGUCACACACAACCACAGCAACACUAUUAAUUACUUCGUUCCAAAUAUUGUGCAAUAUUUUAUAUAUCAAAUUCCUAAACUUAAGCAGAUUCAACUUUUUGUUAACUGAAAUAGUUUCAACAUUUUAUGAGGGAUAUUUCUUUUUUUCUCGAAUAUAUUUAGUUUUGCUUAAGAACAACAGGCAGCAACUAAACCGUUUAUAAUUUAUAUAAAUUAUUAUUAUAUAUUUAUUUUUGAUCAUCUGCCUGUUUAAACUUAGCUAAAUUAUACUUAUAGCACAUAAAUAUUUAGCAGCAAAUAUUUAUCCAGCGCUUUGGCGAAAAAAUUGUUUCGUUGUAGCUAAAAAUAUUGAAUUUGUGUUGCCUUCUAUUUAAUUUAUUUAGACUGACUAGCCUAAAAUUUUAGCAAAACAGCAAUUAAUGUAUGCUUAUUUAGCAAAUUGACAUAAACAUUAUGAAUAAUAUCUCAAUUAAUGAAAGACACUUAGAUUAUAAGAUUUUUAACAGACGUGUUGGAUAGCAAAAAAAAAGUUAAGCCAAAUAUUGAAGUACAUUUAUACUUACCCUAAACCCAAUACACUUUAGACACAUUAGCAUGUAAUCUUAAGGCGCCUGUUCGCUUCGGUUUUGUACAUAGUUCUCAAAGGCACGGUAAAAGAUAGCUCUAAUACGAAAUCAAAACUAACCCAUUUAGGCUAAGCCAUUACCUGUAGUGUAUUGUACUUCAUAAACAUAAACGAAUCUUUGUUAUACAAAACUUAUACAAAAAAUACCAUAGUUACUAAAUGUAAAGCCUCACAUGUACCGAAAACAAAAAUGCAUUCAAACCAGACAAAAUCAUACAAAAGUACGUAGACAUUUUAUGAGUUUGAUAUUAAACACUAAGCAUAUUGAUAAAUAUAUUUAUAUUUGAUAAUGUAUUGAAAAAUUAGCAUGACACAUUCUAUGUAAUUUUAUGAAUACAAAAUGAAUAAAGUAUUAAUUCAAACCAACUGCAUAGAUA
Drosophila grimshawi is the source of this 5538-nucleotide messenger RNA. It is a transcript of the gene alpha-Man-IIb, whose product is annotated as alpha-mannosidase 2. Gene Ontology annotation, cellular component: Golgi membrane. Gene Ontology annotation, biological process: protein deglycosylation; N-glycan processing; mannose metabolic process. Lineage: Eukaryota; Metazoa; Arthropoda; Insecta; Diptera; Drosophilidae. The coding region runs from base 468 to 4202 and encodes 1244 amino acids. The transcript is spliced from 5 exons. The record is from RefSeq and is a predicted model, not a curated record. Gene Ontology annotation, molecular function: alpha-mannosidase activity; carbohydrate binding.